UUAUAUUUAUGUAUAUAAACAAAACAAUAAUAAUGUUAGGUUAAAGAAUUCGGGGCUUCUAUAAGAAGAGAGUAACAUGUAUUCAUUUCAUUCACCAACUCCUUUUCUAUAUCAAUGGCCACUAAAGUUUACAUUGUGUACCAUUCUGUGUACGGACAUGUUGAGAAGCUAGCUGAAGAGAUUCUAAAGGGGGCUGCAUCAGUAGAAGGAGUAGAAGCAAAACUCUGGCAGGUACCUGAAAUAUUGUCUGAAGAAGUCCUAAGGAAGAUGAAAGCACCUCCAAGGAGUGAAGUACCAGAUAUUUCACCUAAACAGCUUGCUGAUGCUGAUGGUUUUUUGUUUGGUUUUCCAGCAAGAUAUGGAAUGAUGUCUGCUCAAUUCAAAGUAUUUUUUGAUGCAACUGGAAGUUUAUGGAACAAACAAACACUUGCAGGAAAGCCUGCUGGCUUCUUUUUCUCCACUGCUUCUCAAGGAAGUGGCCAAGAGGAAACACCGUUUACAUCUAUUACUCAGCUUGUUCACCAUGGCAUGCUUUUUGUACCUAUUGGAUACACAUUUGGUGCUGGAAUGUUUGAGAUGGAAAACGUGAAGGGUGGAUCACCAUAUGGUUCAGGAACUUUUGGGGAACAUGAAAUAGGAGAACCUAGUGAGUUAGAAUUGGCUCAAGCUUUCCAUCAGGGAAAAUACUUUGCUGGAAUUGCAAAGAAGCUCAAAGGGUCACAAUGAUUUUUCAUCUUCCACUACAUUUCUGUAUCCAUUAUUAUAUAGUCUAAUCAAAUAAGAUGUCAUGUUUGUAACAUAAAGGGGGAAAAGAGUUGGACAAUUAAUUAACCUGUGUUGAUAACUUUAAAAUUUGUUAC
Molecule: messenger RNA, 860 nt
Organism: Medicago truncatula (barrel medic)
Lineage: Eukaryota; Viridiplantae; Streptophyta; Magnoliopsida; Fabales; Fabaceae
Product: NAD(P)H dehydrogenase (quinone) FQR1
Exons: 3
Coding region: 115-726 (203 amino acids)
Cellular component (GO): membrane
Molecular function (GO): FMN binding; NAD(P)H dehydrogenase (quinone) activity
Source: RefSeq, a predicted model, not a curated record